This is a messenger RNA of Lycium barbarum (goji berry), 1023 nucleotides long. Its product is annotated as putative late blight resistance protein homolog R1A-4. Gene Ontology annotation, biological process: protein folding. Lineage: Eukaryota; Viridiplantae; Streptophyta; Magnoliopsida; Solanales; Solanaceae. The record is from RefSeq and is a predicted model, not a curated record. The transcript is spliced from 4 exons. Bases 1 to 1023 code for a protein of 340 amino acids. Gene Ontology annotation, molecular function: alpha-tubulin binding.
AUGGGCGUAAAGUCACGGUCACAUUUGAUAGCUCAAACACGUAACAUGCAAAAUAAGGGUAGUUCGGCAUCCUGUCGUCUCAACCUCCUUCUUGACCUCAUCAUAGUGAUUGAUCUAUUGGUGUUAUAUCUUUUGCAAAAAAUCAAAAAUAAAAAUGUCCUUCCUAAACAUGUUGGUGAGCUUUGGAACGUACAAACCCUCAUCGUCAACACGCAACAGAUCAAUCUUGUUAUUCAAGUAGACAUAUGGAACAUGCCUCGGCUGAGGCUCCCCUUCGGGCAUCUGCACACUAACACGUCUGCUAAAUUGCCUACGCCUGUUUCCCCCAAAACUAGUAAAUUUUCUAUUGUAAAUCAAAGCCUGCAAACCCUCUCUACAAUUGCACCAGAAAGCUGCACGGAAGAUGUUCUCUCGAGGGCUCCAAACUUGAAAAAACUGGGCAUUCGUGGGAAAAUAUCUAAGCUACUAGAACCAAAUAAGUCCGAAUUGUUCAACAAUGUUAAGAAGCUGCAAUGUCUUGAGAACUUGAAGCUGAUAAAUGUUGGUCAAACAGAUCAGAAACAAUUACGCCUUCCUCCAGCAUAUAUAUUUCCGCCAAAGUUGAGGAAGCUGACAUUAUUAGGCACCUGGUUGGAGUGGGAUGAUAUGUCUGUAUUGGGUCAGUUGGAGUACCUUCACGUCUUGAAGCUGAAAGAGAAUGCAUUUAAGGGAGAGCAUUGGGAACCAAAGGUUGGAGGUUUUCGUUCCCUACUAGUGUUAUGGAUCGAAAGGACAGAUUUAGCUUGUUGGAUUGCUUCAGGCGAUCACUUUCCAAGACUUAAGCGUCUUGUUGUCGUAUCAUGUGACAAACUUCAGGAGAUCCCCAUUGGCCUGGCUGAUAUACGCAGCUUCCAAGUGAUGGAGUUGCAAAAUUCCACCAAACCAGCAGCAAAAUCUGCCCGGGUUAUACAAGCCAAAAAAGACAAGCAAACCGCUGCUAAAACCCAAAGAUUCGACCUUUCUAUAUUCCCUCCUGAUCUCUGA